AUGAAGUUGUUAUUUCUACUUAGCUUGGCAACAUUGGGUGCACAUGCAUCUAAUGUGCCUGAAGUCAAAAACCUUGAAUUCAUUAGAUAUUCCAAUAUGAUACCUUCGUAUGCCUGUAAUUUACAGGUUAAUAAUGCUGCUACCUAUUGUGCUGGUACCAGUGCUUUCAAUACAAAUUAUACUUGUUUAUGUACAUCUCCAGGUUGGGUUGAAUCAGUUAUGGGAUGUCUUGCAUAUGACAAGAAGAACACCACAACAUAUUUGAAUGGUUUAAUUAGAUAUUGUAGAAUUCAAGGUGGUGUUUCAUUAACUAUUCCUCAAUUAGAAGAUGCAUACUCCAAGUAUGUGGAAAAUGCUAAGAAUACAUCAACAGUGAAAGGUUUCAACAGUACCGAGGUCAUUGACUAUCCUGUUUUAUUAAGUCAAUACGAAACACAAUUAUACAGAGAUGCUUAUGACAAAUACUUGGGCAAUUAUGAUGAUGCCUUGUACUAUGGUGCAGGUAUUUAUGGUUACUGGUUAUUAAUGUUUGUUAUGGGAUCAAUUGUAAGUUGGAGCAGAUACUUAUUCCCUGGUUUAUACUCGUCAAAUGGAUUCAUCAAUGGGAUUAGAAAGAAUAUAACUCUUCCAGCUUUAGUUGGUAAAGCAAAGACCAACGCUAAAUCUAUUUCAUUUAUUGAAUUCCUUGUUCCUUCAAGAGUUGAAUCUUUAAUGCUUUCUGGAUUUUUAAUCUUGAUGAUAAUUUUCCUUUCUGUUAAUACUGGAUAUAUCCCAGGAGAUCCAGUUUUAUUCACCAGCGCAGCUGCUAGAUUAAGAUAUGUUAUAGACAGAUGUGGUAUUAUUGCUACCAUGAUGAUGCCAUUGGUAUUCUUAUUUGCUGGUCGUAAUAAUUUCUUACAAUGGUUAACAAGAUGGCAAUACUCUAGAUUUGUCACUUUCCACCGUUGGACUUCUAGAGUAAUGUACUGUUUGAUUAUUAUUCAUGCUGCUGGUUAUACCAAAGAACUUGGAAAUUUCUACAACACCGCUAUAGAGGAAGGAUAUAUGAAAGCUGGUAUUGUUGCAACUGUUUCCGGUGGAGUUAUGCUUAUGCAAGGUUUUCUUUAUUUGAGAAGACGUUGGUAUGAAGUCUUUUUGAUUGGUCAUAUCGUUCUUGCCAUAAUGUGGGUUGCUGGUGCAUGGAUACAUGUUCAAGAUUUAGGUUAUGUUUACUUUAUGUAUCCAGUAUUGGCAGUUUGGUUUUUUGACAGAUUAGUUAGAGUUAUUCGUUUGCUCAUGUUUGGAUUCCCAUUGGCUCAAGUUACUUUGUUAUCUGAUGAAACUGUUAAAGUCAGUAUUCCAACUUCUAAUUAUUGGACAUCAGUUCCUGGCGGUCAUGCAUUUAUUCAUUUCUUGCGUCCUUCUAGUUUCUGGCAAUCACAUCCAUUUACAUUUACUGAUUCAGUUGUGGAAGAUCGUCAUAUUGUAUGCUUCUGUAAAGUCAAAGGUGGCUUAACCAGUAGCUUGUACAAAUACUUAUCAGCUCGUCCAGGAAGAAGUGCUAAAAUCAGAGUUGGUGUUGAAGGUCCAUAUGGUGAACCAACAGGAGCAAGAUUUGCUGACACCGCUGUUUUCAUUGCUGGUGGUAAUGGUAUUCCAGGUAUUUACAAUGAAGUCAUCCAAUUGGGCGAAAAAUCACGUGACCAAUCAAGACAAGUUGUAAAAUUAAUUUGGGUUAUUCGAGAAUUCAAGUCGGUUGCUUGGUUUUACAAUGAAUUGAGAGCUUUAAGAAAUACAAAUAUUGAAACCACUGUUUAUGUUACAAAGCCAGAUUCUGCUUCUAGUUUUGAAGAUUAUUAUGAUAAAGGAGGCGAAAAGGAAGAUUAUUCGAUGAAGGAGAAAUAUGACCAAUAUACUAGAACUGAUGAAUCUGAUUUUGAACCAGGGUCCAGUGAUAAUGAUGCUUUCAGUACAAUGAAACGUGAUUUGAAUAAUAUUCAUUUUAGAGAAGGCAGACCUGAUAUUCAAGAGAUUGUUGCUAUUGAAGUAGAUGAAUGUCAAAAAUCCGUUGCAUUUGUUGCAUGUGGACAUCCACUAAUGGUUGAUGAUAUUCGUUAUGCAGUCACCAAAAAUAUUACCAAUGCAGGAAACAAACGUGUCGAUUAUUAUGAACAAUUACAAGUUUGGGCUUAG
Candida tropicalis MYA-3404 is the source of this 2172-nucleotide messenger RNA. RefSeq names its product ferric reductase family protein. Gene Ontology annotation, biological process: iron ion transport; copper ion import; intracellular iron ion homeostasis. Lineage: Eukaryota; Fungi; Ascomycota; Pichiomycetes; Serinales; Debaryomycetaceae. Bases 1 to 2172 code for a protein of 723 amino acids. The transcript has a single exon. The record is from RefSeq and is a predicted model, not a curated record. Gene Ontology annotation, cellular component: plasma membrane. Gene Ontology annotation, molecular function: ferric-chelate reductase activity.